This is a messenger RNA of Adineta ricciae, 5613 nucleotides long. The record is from the annotation of a GenBank genome assembly. NCBI's taxonomy places the organism in Eukaryota, Metazoa, Rotifera, Eurotatoria, Adinetida, Adinetidae.
AUGUUACCUUUCUUUUACUUGCCUGUUGAUUAUAUUGAGACAAAGACAGUCAAACUACUCAUCUAUCUACUGUACUAUUCAGAUGAUAUUAAUUUGGUGAUAACUGGUUCUCGAAUGGCACUUCAUACGUCAGUCGAAACAUCGGAAGGGUUGAUCGACAAUCAAAAGAAUCCGAACAAUAUAGUUAGUGAUGCAACAAAAUCAAACUUACAUGAAUAUGAAAUAAAUAGAAAAACUUAUCCGAAGCGAAAUAAUCGAACAAAGCUAAACUAUCGUGAUCUUCAACGAGGAAUGUACGGAGAUAUGUACGAAUCAAUGCAUUCACGUUGUAAUUCGAAUCGACCACAACAAAAAUAUGAGACUAUUGAUCUAUCUCUUGAUGAUGAUGACGACGACAAUGACGAACAGGAUCCUUUGUUUUUAUGUUAUAAACUAAAAGAUGAUAAAAAAUCAAUGCUUCAGUGUAGUUCAUGUGCUAAUUGCGAUGAAGUGACACAGAAUCAUCAAGCGAGUGUAUCUAAAAGAACGAGGAAUUCAGCCAUUUGUCCAUCGUGUCAAGACAUCUCACGUCCAGUUCUACAAUCCACAAAAUCGUGUGAUGUAUCUGUUGCUACUCAACGAAAACAUUCCGAUUUAGUAUAUCAGAAUUCGAAAAUCAAGCAAUGUAGAGUUCUUGUGGAAUGCCUUUCUCAGGAUGAAUCUACAAAAAGAUUUAAAACCGAAUCAUUUACCAAAAAUGAAAAUUAUUGUAUUGUUCGUACUUGUGAGAAUCCAUCGAAAUUCGGCUGGAUCUACUGUUCAUCAGCUUGUAUUCGUCGUCAUAUUAAUGACACACUUCAAGCAAUUCAACGAAGCCAAGGAACAACUAACGAACAUAUUCCAACUCGAAGUGAUAUUUUACUGUAUGACAAUAAAAGUAAACAGACCUUAGACACGAAUUCAGUACCGGAAAUCGAAGAUCUUUGUGUUUGGUUAAACCAACAUCCUACUUACGAACUCAGAAGAUCUUCUUCAAAUCAAUCGAAAGACUCGAUACAAUCAUCAUCCUCAUCGUCCGUUAAUACAAAAAAGUUCAAAUUAUCGUCGUUAUCAAACGUAACACAACAACAAUCAAUCAAAUCAAAAUCAAUUUUACCGAAAAAGAAAACAGUUAAAGCUUUGAAAGUAACUAAAACUUCCACAGAUCCUACUGCUGACAUUCGUUGCAAAGUUCCCAUCGCAUUAUAUGAUAAAAUCAUCAUGAGACUAGAAAAAAAUGGUGAACAGUCUCUAAUCAAUGAUGAUAUUCGAACACUUGUCUAUCAAAUCGAAGAAGAAAUGUAUACUGUCUAUGGUAAAGUUGAUAAUUCUUACAAAAAUAAGUUCCGUUCAUUACUCGCCAAUGUCAGUAACAUGACUAAUAACUUCUUUUAUAAACGAAUUAUUUCGAAAGAAAUCACCGCGAAACAGAUUGUUUCAAUGAAGGCCGAAGAUAUGUUACCGCCAGAAGUCAAAGAGAAACGUAAAGAUCAAUUCGAAAAAGAAGUUCAAAUGAUUAUGAAAGCUGAACAACAAAAAGCGGAAGAAUUGGCACGACGAGCAAGAGCGAAAACUAAUCGUUCAGAUCUAAUCGACACUUAUUCAUUUGCACCAACUUUUACAGCAAAAGAACAGAGUCCAUCAAAGGAAAAAGUCACGGAAACUAUUGACGAACAACCUGUGAAUGCUUCCAUGACAAAAGAUCAGCAUGAUCUACCAGUUUCUCCUGUAAUACCUCUUCCUACAGCACCGGUAUCAAAAGCAGUGGAUUCAAGCACAACAGUCAAAUUUUCAUCUUCUCUUCCAGUACUUGAUAAGAAUCAUAUUGUCUGUUCAGAAAAUGAUUCCGACAAUGAUUACAUUGACCCCGAAAGUCCAACAGGCGCUGAUGCACUGAUUUAUGAUGAAGACGAAGAUGAAGAUGAAGAUGAGAAUGUUGGUGAGAGUGGUGAUGAUACUGUAUUCAUUAACGAUAAUUGCUUCCAAUCGAGUGUAUCAUGUCAGCCCAUGCAUCUGGAAAAUUACAAUCCAUUACAAACUGGAAUGCAAACAUCUUCAACAUCUCAAUCGGAACCUUACUCGGAUCUGCAGCAUCAAUGGCGAGGAAUGAUUUGUUCGACUGAUGGUCAAAUACCUUGCCGAUCUGUUCAUGCUUAUGGUGAUAGUAAUCAUCUAAUCAAUCAUAUUCCCGAACAACUGAUUGUCAUCGGUCGCCUUCGAUUGACAGAUCUUUGGGAUUAUGUUCAAGAAUCGAUCUUUAUUCGGGAUGUAUUGAUCUUAACACUUACAUCGUCGUCAUCAUUAAAUCCUCGAAAUAAUGACUUGUUCUUGCAAUAUAUUGAUACCAUACAAACAACCCGACGAGCUGCUGUCAUUAGUAAAUACACGAAAGCAUCACAUAUUCGUGAUAUGUAUAUAUUACCAGCUGAUACAAAAGAUUGUCCCACAAGUGUCAUAUCAUCUCUAUUUUUGCCAACAACAUUCGAAGCUAAACAGUUAUUUCUUGUAGCUAUCGGCUCGGCACGAAAAACUCCUAAAUCAGUUGUUUAUCUCAAUGACUACUUAUCUGUAAAUCAUUUCACAUAUAAACCAAUUGCCUUACAGGAUGAAACAGUUACACGAGAUCCACGAUUAACUAAAAGUAGAGAUCCAAGGUUGAAUAAAAGUAACGCAAUAAACGAAAAUGUUGCUCUAUCAGCAACAGUAACAGCUGACGACACGGCGAAAUAUUCUCAGUACACCAAUGAUGAACUAUUAAACCUAACGUCCGGCGCCCUUGAAUUGAUCCGUCAUUCGUCAACGAUUAAAAAUAUGCAUUCGAUUGUCGCGUCGACAAGUGAAAUAUUAAAAGCCAAUCAACGUGUUGAUCUACACAAUAGUUUUCUCAACGAUUAUGUGAUGAUCUUAGCUGAGCGGCAAAAAACAUAUGAAAACGCACUGAGUCCACCAAUAACUGUACCCGGCGAUAAUUUAGUCGAGGAAAAAAUGGAUGUUGUCGAUGAUGAUCAAGAUACUAAAGAACAGGAACAACUGCUUCCAAGUAGUAACACGAAUCAAUCUUUACCAUCAAAUGAUCAACCGCGUAAGCCACGGCAAAAAUCACGUUUCUCCGACAUAUUGCCAACCGAUGCUCACCUUUUUGAAAAACCCCAAUUAAACGCUGGACUACAAAAACUCGAUAAAAACUUUGCAGCCGAUAACAUGAAACUUCCUCAAAUCAAAUACACGAAUAAACCGAUUCUACCAGUUAACUCACUGACCAGUACAGAAAAACGUCCUCAUUUCGGUGGAAAUUUAUCACUAAGAAAUAACAAUGCAAUGAAAUCAAUCCGAUCCACUCCAACAUUUGAUCCUGCCAUGCAACAACAACAACAACAAAAAUCAAAGAAUAGAUAUUCGAACCAGCAGAAGAAAAGAAAUUUCAAAAUAGAGAGUUCCUCUAGUCAUGUACAAGGCCGGAACAUGAGCGCCGGCAUUUACCCCAAUCGACAACACUUUGAUAAUUUAAGUUAUAUAUCGGAUGGUCGGGAUCGAAUUUCAUAUGUCAAUGAUCCUUGUGCUCCUUCAUUGCAUGGUGUCGCACUCGAUAGAAAUUCCGUUGUUUUACGUCCUUCUGAAUUGAAUCGAGAUAGAAAUCCUAUUUAUUCGUAUCGAUCCGGUCAAGAAAAUAUCUACGGUUACAAUAAUGCAGCAUUUAGUGAUAUCAGUGGCGCAGAUUCGCGCAAUCCUUCAGUUAGAUCACCACGAACAGAUUUAUACGCACUUCAGAAAGUAUUCGAAACGCCGAAAAAUAAAGGAAAAGCAUCGAGAAUAUGUUCGAAAUACUGGUACAUAUUUGUUAUCUUAACUCUCAUUAUCCUUGUCGCUCUUGGUGUUGGCAUUGGUUUAGGAGUGUUUUACGCUAAAAAUAAAGCUAAACAAUGUCAUUUAUCAUGUGCUCCACACGAGCAACUUAUUCAUUUGAACUCAACUCAUUGUGAAUGCCAAUAUAUUGACAAGUGUGAAACCGAACCAGAGAUAUGUCAUCCAUUCGCUUGUAUUACAAACAAUGAAACAGGUUAUGCAUGCCAAUGUACAGCAGGCUUUCAACAUCCACCUAUCAAUAACGAUUUAACGCAAUGUCACGAUAUUAAUGAAUGUGAAAUUCCAAACAUUUGCAGUGAGAAUCAAAUAUGUAACAACACAGAUGGAAGCUAUUUCUGUUCCUGUAAGCCAGGUUAUGAAUCGAUAUCGACAUCGAAUGGGACUGAAUGUCGUGAUAUAGAUGAAUGUCUCAAUGGAAGUCGAUGUUCCAAUGGUUAUUGUGUAAAUAACAAUGGUAGUUUUUCAUGUAAAUGCCUUCCAGGUUUUAUACCUGAUAUAUUUCAUCCGUGGCACUGCGAAGACUUUGAUGAAUGUUCAUCAUCGAAUAAUUGUACAGGAAUUAAUGAAAUAUGCAAUAAUACUCUCGGUUCAUAUCAAUGUAUUUGUGCCCAGGGAUAUCGACGAGAUGCCAAUGGCCACUGCAUGAAUAUUAAUGAAUGUGAAGAAUUAUCCGCAGCUUGUGAUACAAAUUCAAGAUGUGAAGAUCGAAAUGGUUCAUUUGCAUGCUGUAUGAAAACUAUAACAAAUGAAUGUAUCGAGUGCGGUUAUGAUUAUAGCAAUGCCAGUUCAGUCGGUAUGUUAUCAUUCGCUUCCCUUAAACUACCCGUGACAACUAAACUACCUCGGAUGAUGACGUCGCUUGCUAUUGCUAACAUUCGCUCACGAUUAAACGCUAAAAAAAAUUCAAUGAAAAAGAACCAAUCGAAGCAUGUCGGUAAUCAUGUACGAAGAACUCGAAUGAUUGAUGGACAGCCCGUUGCUGCGGGACAUUUUCCAUGGGUGGCUGCAUUACUAAUCAGACACGAGUAUUACAAUAGUGAACCACGUUAUGUUUGUGCGGCUUCUUUAGUUUCCAGUUGGAAUCUCAUUACUGCAGCACAUUGUUUGGAUGAAACACAUUUCCGCAAAGAAUGGAACUUGACCACUUAUCCGAGUUCAUUUAAAGAUAUAUUUGAUAUUCGUAUUGGUGUACAUAAUCUUAGUUUGAACAGUACAGAGUUUCUGAACAGUCAAUCGUAUUCAAUUGCUAAUUUUACCUCACAUAAGGAUUAUGAACCAUUGGACAGCGAACAUGCCGUUGUGAAGAACGAUGUGGCUUUAAUUAAAUUAACGAAACGUAUCGAACGUUCGGUAAAUAACGACUGGCUAUGCUUACCGACGAAAGUCAAUGUUUAUGAUCAAGACAUCUUGAAAGUUGUAUCAUAUAGUAAUACGGAGGACCAGUCGAUUAAACAACAAUUAAAUGUUCGUGCACUUGAUAAUCCUCAAACUCAAAAUGAAUGCCAACGACAACUAAACAAUAUUGCUGAAGAUGCUUUCUGUGCGAUAAGUGUCAAUGAUUCAAGUUUUCUAGGACUGGGUGAUUCAGGAGCAGGUGCGACGUUAUUAACAACUAAUCAUCGUUGGCAACUUGCUGGUGUCAUGUCGAAAACAGGUGUUCAAAAAGCAUAUUCAGCCAUGACUAACGUAUCGAUGCAUAUAGACUGGUUACAGUCUCUAGUAGAACGAUAG